Ylistrum balloti is the source of this 1041-nucleotide messenger RNA. RefSeq lists its product as uncharacterized. Bases 1 to 1041 code for a protein of 346 amino acids. The transcript has 3 exons. The record is from RefSeq and is a predicted model, not a curated record. Lineage: Eukaryota; Metazoa; Mollusca; Bivalvia; Pectinida; Pectinidae.
AUGAAUAUUGCAGUGAGUUACCGUAUUAUUUGUUUAUUGUCCGUGCUGGUGUCUGAAGUAUACCUUACUAUAACUUUGCGAAGGUCUCGGUUUAACCCUGAGCUCCGACGACAACAACAUAUUGAAUCCGGAGGCUUCCGACACCCUCUUCUCCGGCGCCAAUUUAACUAUAGACAAAAUGGAAAUCGACCAGUUACUAAAACUAUUUAUCACCAUGGUCAUUCACAUACGUACAUACCACGACUUACCAAUAAUGCUAAUUUAACCCCACAAGGUCCGCAGAGUUUGCGGAUAAAAAAUGGUGUGGAGUAUUUGCCAAAAUGGGUCGUAGAGCGUUUUCCUCAGGGUCGCCAGCAGAGGCAGUACGGAUUUUGCGAUAGACAGUAUGGCAUUAACACAAUGUUGUCGGAAAUAAAAAAGCUGUUCCCUGGCAGAUUUUCGUCUGAAAGACGUAUCCGUCUAUCUGAUCGGGAACGCAGACACAAACGCCAGCACAGACACAGGGACGAGCAGUGGGAGUUUAACCCCAGUAGCAAGAUCAGGGACACCAGCAUGUUAUCUGACAGCGAGGCAUUACGACUUGAUGGAAACACUGUCGAAGUGCAACGACCAUUGCUUCCAAAUAGUCAAAUAUUGGACAAUAAUAUACGACGCAAUAACGAGUCCAACAGAUUGUUGACGAGCAAUGAUAUCUCGACUGAAUCUCAGCCCCGUCCACAAGCUAGUCCUGCACAGGCAGCUAGACCUCUUGACACGAGUGCUUUCAGAUGUGAACCAACCUGCUGCGAAACGGAAAUGUUACACGUGGUUUACGACAACGUGACAAUAAACGGCGAAACAUACUCCGUUAUUAACCUGGAAGAUGAGAAACAGUUCAUGAACGUCGGAUUUUGUCCGGAGAGAAAUACGUGUACAUUUGGUAGCUGCUUCCAACAUUACUCAACCCAAUACGUCGUUAUAUGGAACAUAACAGUGGAUUACUGGCCACCAGUUGACCUGACGCCACACGAAUUUCCGUCACACUGUUCCUGGAUUGGAUAA